UAAAAAUAUCGUCAAACCAGAAAUAUAAUAAUAGCUUUGUGGUUUCAGAGCUUCCAUCGUCGUCUCGUCUUCAUCCAUCUUUCUCGUUUUCUCGCCUAACAGAAUCUCUCUCUUUCUCUCUUCAAAAUCUAUUUUUAUUUACUUUCAUUCUUUCUCUCUCUUCUCUUGCUCGUGGUGAUCAAAAGAUUUCUCUCUCGCCGCGAAAUCGAAGAACCACGCUUCUGGAUUCAGAGGACAAUGGGUGGCGAGGCAGAGAUCAAGCAACGUUUACAACCCAAUGCGAAAGGGAAGAGACUCUGGCAGAAGGUGAAGUACCAACUCGUGGAGUAUCACGCAUUGCCUGCUUACCUCAGAGACAACGAGUACAUCCUCGGCCACUACCGUUCCGAGUGGCCCAUCAAACAGAUCCUCCUCAGCAUCUUCACUAUCCACAACGAGACCUUGAACGUCUGGACGCACUUGAUUGGGUUUUUCCUGUUUCUGGCGCUUACUAUAUACACAGCUACCAAAGUCCCCAGCGUUGUUGAUCUUCACUCGCUUCAGCAUCGUUUACCUGAUGUCCCGAGGAAGACGGAUCUUCACAAACUUCACUCUGAUUUAAUGUCUCGUCUUCCUUCUAGUCCUUCUAAGUGGCAUGUCAUGGAGCUGCUCUAUAACUGUCUCCCUGAACGAUUCUCUCAUGGCAACAACACUGACAUGUGUGUCCUGCAUUCUGUGAAGGAAGAUCUUGCAAACAUGAUAGCUCCUUUGAUCUUCAGGCCAAUCACUCGCUGGCCCUUUUACGCUUUCCUAGGGGGUGCUAUGUUCUGUCUAUUAGCAAGCAGCACCUGCCACCUCCUCUCCUGUCACUCAGAGCGUGUCUCUUACAUAAUGCUAAGGCUUGACUACGCUGGAAUCGCAGCUCUGAUCUCCACUUCCUUCUACCCACCUGUCUACUACUCCUUCAUGUGUGAUCCAUUCUUCUGCAACCUCUACUUAGGAUUCAUAACAAUCUUAGGCAUCUCCACGGUGCUCGUCUCGCUCUUACCAGUCUUCCAAAGCCCUGAGUUUCGCGUUGUGAGGGCCUCUCUUUUCUUUGGAAUGGGAUUCUCUGGAGCUGCUCCGAUACUUCACAAGCUGAUCAUCUUUUGGGACCAGCCUGAGGCGCUUCACACAACGGGUUAUGAGGUUUUGAUGGGGUUGCUUUAUGGGUUGGGAGCUUUGGUUUAUGCGACUAGGAUUCCUGAGAGGUGGAUGCCUGGUAAGUUUGAUAUAGCUGGACAUAGUCAUCAGUUGUUUCAUGUUUUGGUGGUUGCUGGUGCGUUUACACAUUAUAGAGCUGGGCUUGUGUAUCUCAAGUGGAGAGACAUUGAAGGAUGUUGAAGAUUUGAUGAUUUGAAUCUUUCUUUUUGUAGCUUCACGAAAAAAAAGUUGGAUUGUGUAAAGUCUAUGUGUAACCAAAUGCUUUUUUUUUUUUAAUUUGCCCUUGAUCCUAACCCCAACACAAAGGGUCGGGUCAUGUUCAAAACCA
This is a messenger RNA of Brassica napus (rape), 1510 nucleotides long. Its product is annotated as heptahelical transmembrane protein 4. The record is from RefSeq and is a predicted model, not a curated record. Gene Ontology annotation, molecular function: signaling receptor activity. NCBI's taxonomy places the organism in Eukaryota, Viridiplantae, Streptophyta, Magnoliopsida, Brassicales, Brassicaceae. The transcript is spliced from 4 exons. Gene Ontology annotation, cellular component: membrane. Bases 238 to 1362 code for a protein of 374 amino acids.